UGCGCAGUGGAGCUCGCGCGCGGAGUUCUGCGCUCCGGUGAAGGUCCGGCGGCGCGCGGCGACCCCAUCCAUGGAGGAGCCACGGGAGGAGUCGGAGCCCCUUCUGAGCCGGGCCCGGGGCGGCAGUGGCCGCCCGGCGGGCUCGGCCGGCUCCCGCGGCGUCCGCGUUGGGCCUGAGAAAUUGCUGAAUCCCGAGGAGGGCGAGAGGGUGGAGUCCAGCGGUCUCUGGCGGACGCCCGGGGGUUGGGAAGGGCCUCAGCCUCAUCUUGCAGAGAAGGAAACCGAGGCCUGGCCAGGAGAGUAUCCCGGAUCUGUCCAAGGUGCUGCGUCCAGGCAGGAUCUCUGCUUUGACCAGGCUGCCGUCUUCAUCGAAGAUGCCAUCCAGUACCGCUCUAUUAACCACCGCAUGGACGCCAGGUCGAUGUGGCUUUACCGACUGUAUUACUCCAACACCUGCCAGUGGACGUUGAGCCUCACCAUCUUCUUGAUCCUGCUUUUGGCUUUUAUCGAGACCCCUUCCUCGCUCACUAGCACCGCGGACGUCCGCUUCCGCUCGGCCCCCUGGGACCCGCCCUGUGGCCUCACCGAGAGCGUCGAGGCGCUCUGCCUGCUGGUCUUUGUGGCUGACGUGUCUGUGAAGAGCUAUCUGGUUGGAUGGGCCCAGUUCCGGAAGAACCCCUGGCUGCUGGCCUACCUCGCAGUGCUGGUCGUGUCUCUCGCGGACUGGAUCGUGUCGCUGAGUCUGGUUUGCCAGGAGCCCCUGCGGAUUCGCAGGCUCUUUCGCCCCUUCUUCUUGAUGCAAAACUCCUCCAUGAUGAAGAAGACGCUCAAGUGUAUCAGGUCGUCGCUGCCGGAAAUGGCCAGUGUUGUGCUGCUGCUGGCACUGCACCUGUGCGUCUUCACCAUGCUCGGGAUGCUUCUCUUCACAGGCGAGAAGCAGGACGACGGGCAGGACCGGGAGAGGCUGACGUACUUUCGCAACCUGCCGGAGGCCCUGACCUCCCUCCUGGUGCUGUUGACCACGGCCAACAACCCUGACGUGAUGACUCCUGCGUACUCCAAGAACCGGGCCUAUGCCAUUUUCUUCAUAGUCUUCACCCUGAUAGGAAGCUUGUUUCUGAUGAACCUGCUGACGGCCAUCAUCUACAACCAGUUCCGGGGCUACCUGAUGAAGUCCUUCCAGACCUCGCUGUUCCGGAGGCGGCUGGGGGCCCGGGCCGCCUACGAGGUCCUCUCCUCCAUGAGCACACGGGGAGAAGCCCACCCUCGAGGGGUCGGGGUGGACCCCCAGGACUUCCUGCAGGUGCUUCAGAGAGUCCAGCUGGACAGCCACCAGAAACUGGUCAUCAUGGAGAAGGUGCGUUCCUACGGUGGCGACCUUCUGUCGGCCGAGGAGUUUCAGAAGCUCUUCAACGAGUUUGACAAAAGGGUGAUUAAAGAGCGCCCGCCGCGGCCCGAGUACCGGUCUCCCUUCCUGCGGAGCGCUCAGUUCCUCUUCAGCCACCGCUAUUUUGACUACUUGGGGAACCUCAUCGCCCUUGGGAACCUCGUGUCCAUUUCUGUGUUCUUGGUGUUCGAUGCCGACGUGCUGCCCGGGGACCGUGAUGACUUCGUCCUCGGGAUUCUCAACUGCGUCUUUAUCCUGUACUAUGUGCUGGAGCUGCUGCUCAAGGCGUUCGCUCUGGGCCUGCGGGGGUACCUGUCCUACUCCAGCAACGUAUUUGACGGGCUCCUCACCGUCGUCCUCCUGGUUUUGGAGAUCUCAACUCUGGCUGUGUACCGAUUCCCACACCCAGGCUGGAAGCCAGAGAUGCUGGGCCUGCUGUCGCUGUGGGACAUGGCCCGGCUGGUGAACAUGUUCAUCGUGUUCCGGUUCCUGCGCAUCAUCCCCAGCAUGAAGCUGAUGGCCUUGGUGGCCAGUACCAUCCUGGACCUGAUCAAAAACAUGCGGGCCUUCGGCGGGAUCCUGGUGGUCGUGUACUACGUCUUUGCCAUCCUGGGCAUCAGCCUGUUCCGAGGUGUCGUCGUGGCGCCUGGCAACGGCAGCCUGGCCCCCGACAACGGCUCGGCGCCCUGCGGAAGCUUCGAGCAGCUGGAGUACUGGGCCAACAACUUUGAUGACUUCGCGGCCGCCCUGAUCACUCUGUGGAACGUGAUGGUGGUGAACAACUGGCAGGUGUUUCUGGACGCCUAUCGGCGCUUCUCGGGCCCGUGGUCGAAGAUGUACUUUGUGUUGUGGUGGCUGGUGUCAUCUGUCAUCUGGGUCAACCUGUUUCUGGCUCUGAUUCUGGAGGUAUCAGCCGAGGCUCCGUCCUGCCCUUGGGGCCUGGCGCUGCUCCCCCUGGCUGCCGGGAGCCCCUUGGAAUGCCCUCGACCCCUGAUGUGUGGGGGUUCUCGGCUAGGGGCGGCCAUCAGGCGUCUGGCUCCUGUAGGAGCCGGUGGCCUUGCUGGGCCCUGGAUCCCAGCGUCGGGAAUUUCCUCCACAAGUGGGACCGCCGCGCUCACCUGCAGUCCCUUGCUGGGGACCCAGAUACGUGCUGUCAGGUGACUGUGGAUCUCCUGUUCAGGGACGUCCUGGAGGAACCCACGGAGGAGGAGCUGCUGGAGCAGCUGAGCUGUCACCCGCACUUGCGGCUGUGCAGGUGACCCCCAGGUGCGCCGUCCUGGCACGGGCGGCAGGUUGGCCGUGUGGCCUCGAGACGGACGCCCGUCGAGGCAGCGGCCCAGGAGGAGAGACUUUGCGUGGCCAGAAUUCUCCACCCACGCGAGGCGGGAGCGGAGAGCAGGGCCCUGUUCGCUGCCCGGCGGAACCACCACCUACCAGCGGCUUUUCCUCGCGGCGCCUUGGGCUCCGCGCCCGGCCGCUCUCUUUGGUCGGCUGCUGCAGUGAGACUUUGACUCUUCUACACCCGGGUGGAGGGUGACUCCCCGGGACCUUUGAGACCGUCUGGAAAGCAGGAGGCAGUGGCCUUCCUCGUGGGCCCUGCGAUUUCCGUGGUGCCUUCGCUGCCGGUGGCCUUCAGGGACCACGGGCCCUCCUGGGGCCUGCACGGGCCCACCGGCAGCUUUCCAGGGCAUUCAGUUUGGGUGGUUUUAGAGGAAGAGAAUCUUAAGGGUUUUAUUGUUCUAUGGCUCCCAUGAGUAUUGAUUGGAUGGAUUUCUUUACGGGUCAGAAUGCCCGUAGUUUUUAUCCUUGCGAAGAGUGAGGUCGUCAUUCUUACGUGGACACAGCUCCAAUCCUGUUUCUCUGGAGCAGGGUGGCCAGGUAAGGUUGUUUAGGUUGUGCACUGUAAACCUGGCUGCGAGGGUGUGUCCAGGCACUGGAAUGUCUCCCCAGGGUGACGGGUACCUUUUUCUAACUUGCAUAAAGGCAUGUGUAAGCCA
Prionailurus viverrinus (fishing cat) is the source of this 3384-nucleotide messenger RNA. RefSeq names its product two pore segment channel 2 (gene TPCN2). The transcript is spliced from 26 exons. Gene Ontology annotation, molecular function: voltage-gated channel activity; monoatomic ion channel activity. The record is from RefSeq and is a predicted model, not a curated record. Gene Ontology annotation, cellular component: lysosomal membrane. Bases 71 to 2548 code for a protein of 825 amino acids. Gene Ontology annotation, biological process: transmembrane transport; monoatomic ion transport. Lineage: Eukaryota; Metazoa; Chordata; Mammalia; Carnivora; Felidae.